Messenger RNA from Cyphomyrmex costatus, 1449 nucleotides. It is a transcript of the gene rau, whose product is annotated as RA domain-containing protein rau. Gene Ontology annotation, biological process: signal transduction; positive regulation of epidermal growth factor receptor signaling pathway; positive regulation of fibroblast growth factor receptor signaling pathway. The record is from RefSeq and is a predicted model, not a curated record. Lineage: Eukaryota; Metazoa; Arthropoda; Insecta; Hymenoptera; Formicidae. Bases 82 to 1230 code for a protein of 382 amino acids. The transcript is spliced from 6 exons.
UUGGCGCGUAUUGACGCGCGGGCUAUUGGGUGUCCAGGCCGCUCAGCUGUGAAUUUAAUUGAAGUGUACGAACAAGGAGGAAUGUUGAAGCACGUGUCUAUCUCGCCGUGGAGAGGGCGGGCGGACAGCGUGAGCCUCUCUUCUAGCGGCGGCGCGAGUAGCUGCGGAAGCGGAAGUCCUACCCCCGGUCACACACCGCCACCCUCGAGAGCAUCAUCGUGUGCAUCCCUAGCACCCUUAACCGCCCUUUCGAGCUUCUCCCCGGCUGAUACCGCGCCCCAACAGACCACCAUUAAAGUCUACGCCAACUGCCUGCGACCGGACAUCGAAUAUAAGACCCUAAGCAUCACCUAUGAGACGACUUGUCGCGAAGUCGUACAAAACCUUCUGAACAAGUAUCGCAUGAGACAUCGCGACCCCCGGUUGUUUUAUCUGACCAUGGAGGUGACCGUGAGGAGGGCCAAUGUGCGUACCAUCCUGCCCCUUGACGAGGACGCGAGGCCAGCCGUCCUGCAAUCCUGCCAUCCUCGUGGCGAUUCCAAGUUUUCGUUGCAGACACACCGUGGCGGACUUGUCAAAAUAUACGACAGCGCACUCAUGUCCGGGUCUAAGUACAAAAGCCUUCUGGUCUCGGAGCAGACCACCGUAGACGAGUUGAUCCAAAUGCUGCUAAGCUGCUAUAGCUCCAAGGAACCGGUGGAGCAAUUCUCUCUCUACGAGGUCUGUGAAGGUGAAGAGUACCAAAGGAAAUUACACCCCGACGAUUCUCCGCUCAAGGUCACGCAACGAUGGACCACCGCGGAUCGGCAUCUUCGCAUUAGACGUAAUCCAGAUUAUAAUCAACACAGGCGAAAGAGUAUGUGGGCGUCGGACUCAAGCAUCACCAUGGCGAUGUCGAGGCUGAAUCUCCACGAUAGUCUUCCUAUCCAUUACAAUUCGAGAAUUGAAAACAACAACCACUUGAGCCUACAUCAUCUCGCCAGAAAAACCAGCGUGACCGCAAAUAUUAACAACAACAAUAACGUUAUUCAUCGGGAUCAACAUCACUCAUCGUCGUUAGGUUCCAUCAGUCAAACGUCACGAAUAGUCGUAUCCCACGGAACGGAUCUUCCGCAAGUACAGCUGCCGCGAUUACAGCAAUUUCCGCAGAGCGUACCGUCGACGCCGCUCUCAACAAAACACGUGACUGCCUCUUCCUAUGCCGAUUACGAGAAUUAUCUUUUUAUAUAAAAAAUCGUUGAUAAGCGUAAACACGAUAGAAGUUGAAAGAAACUGCGUCGAAAACGGUCAGAGUUACCAGAAACUCGUUGAAGAUACGAGAAACAUAUACGCAUAUCGCAACUGUUCAAUAGCAUUUGUCUUCGUGUAACAUUUAGACGUCAAAUACUAUGAGCAUUAUGAGGCGCGAGCAAACGUGUACCUUUGAUUUUUAUUUAAAAAGGUAGUUUG